Entamoeba nuttalli P19 is the source of this 858-nucleotide messenger RNA. RefSeq lists its product as hypothetical. The record is from RefSeq and is a predicted model, not a curated record. Gene Ontology annotation, cellular component: cytoplasm. The transcript has a single exon. The coding region runs from base 1 to 858 and encodes 285 amino acids. NCBI's taxonomy places the organism in Eukaryota, Evosea, Mastigamoebida, Endamoebidae.
AUGACGGUUAAUCAUAUUAUUUUAUGUUCAGAUAAAAGAGGUAUAAUUAUUACAUAUCCUUUAUUUCCUGAAGGUGGGUAUAAUUAUAAUUCUAUUCCUCAUAUCUGUUUUGGUGAUUGUCCAGGAAAAUAUAAUUAUUUUACUGUACCUUGUUUUUCAAUUAACCCACCACUCUAUGGAAUUGCAUGGUUUAAUAAAUAUAACUACUCUCAAUACCUUCCAGGACCAGAAAAUCCAAGGGAAGAUGAACAAAUAGCAUUAUGCAUGAUCACUUCAUCUCCUUAUCUUCAUUUAUUUCUUCAACGAUUCAAACCAUUAGCUGAUUUAUAUUUCAUUCAAAAUUUAUUUAUUAAUAACUCAUUAAUUCAAGCCAUUUUUAAAACAUUAAAUUGUUCAAUGAAUGAUCCUAUUUAUACACUACCAGAUCCUUGUUCAUUGAUUAAUACUUGUGGUAAAGAUAUCUUAUUAUUAAUUAAAAUGUUGUUAUUAAAAUGUAAAAUUUGUGUAAAUAACAAAGUGAGUUCAGAUAUCAACUCUGAAUGGAUUCUUGCCUUAUUAUCAUUCAUUCCAGGUGCUUUAUUUCCUGCAACAGAUAAACUUAAAUCAAUUGGGUUUGUUACACAAACAAAACAAUCAAUAUUACAUUGUCCUCUUUCAGAACUUGAGUUAAUAGAAAGUGUUGAAGUUUUUGGUGGGACACAUCCAAUUUUCAGAGAAAUGGCUGAAAUAGAUUGUGUUGUUACAGAAAAAGGAGUGACCGUAAAUGGUAAAUAUAAAAAACUGCUUGGACUAACCAAAGCAGAUAAAACCUUUACCCAACAAUUACUUAAUGCAUCUCAUUCUAUGAACUGUUUGUAA